AUGAGCAGAGCCGGUGUUCAUGCAGAAAGUGGUCUUAAUAAUGUGUCUCCUUUUCUUAUACAAAGAUCCAUUGAUGCUGUUGCAGGAAAAGUUAAAUAUUGCAAAAAAUUAAGAUCUGGACAACUACUUAUACAGUGCUUCAAUGGAAAACAAGCUAACAAACUAAUAAAAAUAUUAAGUUUAUCUCUUGAUAUAUUCGUGAAAGUAGAAGAACAUAAUUCACUCAAUAAAUCUAAAGGAAUUUUUUAUUCCAAUGAACUACGGAGUUUAUCUGAUGAAGAACUUUUGUAUGAAAUACGUGAACAAAACCCCAACGUCAUAGAAAUUAAAAGACUCAAAAGAAGAGACCCCGAAAGCAGAACACCGACAUCAACCGAUAUUGGAUUGUAUAUCACAACAUUUAACGUAAGCGAAUUGCCGGACAAAAUUUUACUAGGAUACAUGUACACUACAGUAAAGCCAUAUAUUCCCAAUCCUCUUCGAUGCUUCAAAUGUUUCCAGUUUGGCCAUGUGUCAGAUGAAUGUAAAUCACAAGUAAAAAUUUGUCCACAUUGUAGCAACAUUGAACAUACUCCAAUCGACGAAACUGGCAAACGAGAAAAAUGCAAUAAAGAAGCAAAAUGUGUAAAUUGCCAACAACCUCACAACAGCUUCUCUAAACAAUGUGCUAUAUAUAAAAGAGAAUAUGAUAUACAAAAAAUUAAAGUAACACAGAAAAAAACAUUAACUGAAGCACGAAAAGAAUAUGAUAAACAAAAUCAACUACCAACAACAUACGCAAACGCAGUCAAACCAUGCAAUUGUAAAUGCAAAUGUCAAGAAGAAACAAAGACUAUUAACACGAAUGAAAACGAGAAAGAAAAAAUAACAGCUGAUUUCACCAUAAAAGCAACACCCAAUUCUCCAGUACGACAAAUAGUUAAACUUGAUGGAUCCAAAAUUGAUUUGCUGCCAAAAAAUAUAUCAAAGAGAAAAAAACGAGAACUAACAAGUGCCGAAAAAAAGAUGAAAGAUAAUUCAACAAAAGCAUUAUCAAUGACAAAUGACAGCCUAAAACAAAAUAACGAAGAUAAUAAAGAUGACUCCAGCGACUCUACCUUAAAUGAGUAA
Calliphora vicina (urban bluebottle blowfly) is the source of this 1110-nucleotide messenger RNA. RefSeq lists its product as uncharacterized. The transcript has a single exon. The record is from RefSeq and is a predicted model, not a curated record. Bases 1 to 1110 code for a protein of 369 amino acids. NCBI's taxonomy places the organism in Eukaryota, Metazoa, Arthropoda, Insecta, Diptera, Calliphoridae. Gene Ontology annotation, molecular function: nucleic acid binding; zinc ion binding.